AUGGGACAUAAUUUUGAAAUUGAUGGACCUCCUCGUAAACAACGAAAAAUGUUUGAAGAAGAACAGCCUGAGGAACAACAAGAAAGCGAGACAAUGAAAAGUUUUGGAGAAAAUGAAGGAGAAAUGAAAGUGGAUGAAGAAGACGAUGGGGGAAUGAAAGAAGAAGAAGAGGAUGACGAUGAUGAUAUUCAACUUCUUUAAGGGCUAGUAAAAAAUACCUUUUUGGGAUCUCUCUUCUAUAUCUAUCUCUCUAAGAGAAAGGAUUUUUAAAUUUUAUUUGGAUGUUUUCUAAAUUUUUUUCUUAUAAUUGUUUAUUUUUUUGUUUUAAAUUUAUUGACGGGAAUUUGGACAUAAAUGAUUUAAAAGUAACAAAGGAAUUUUUUCUUACAAAUUGUUUGGUGUUUGGUUUAAUGGGAUUUGUCAAAAAAGGUCUGGGGUAAUUAAAAUAA
Molecule: messenger RNA, 449 nt
Organism: Meloidogyne enterolobii
Lineage: Eukaryota; Metazoa; Nematoda; Chromadorea; Rhabditida; Meloidogynidae
Source: the annotation of a GenBank genome assembly